Messenger RNA from Rana temporaria (common frog), 951 nucleotides. RefSeq names its product taste receptor type 2 member 39-like. Gene Ontology annotation, molecular function: G protein-coupled receptor activity; bitter taste receptor activity. The transcript has a single exon. The record is from RefSeq and is a predicted model, not a curated record. NCBI's taxonomy places the organism in Eukaryota, Metazoa, Chordata, Amphibia, Anura, Ranidae. The coding region runs from base 1 to 951 and encodes 316 amino acids. Gene Ontology annotation, biological process: detection of chemical stimulus involved in sensory perception of bitter taste; sensory perception of taste; G protein-coupled receptor signaling pathway. Gene Ontology annotation, cellular component: membrane.
AUGAAUCCUGGAGAUUACACAGGAAACCACUUGGCUUUUUUUAUCAUCUUAGUCCUGGAGAUGAGCACCGGCAUGCUAUUGAAUGUGUUUAUUGUCUUCGUAGUGUGUCGCGAUUUUAUCAAAACAAAGAAAUUGAGCGGCAGCUACAAAAUUUUGCUUAGUUUGGCCGUCUCCAACGUGAGCUUUUGUAUGGUAUUGUCUGUUGGUUUGCUUGAUUAUUUCUGCAGCUUUGGGAUCUUCUCCACAGAUAACACCACUUAUAUUUAUUUCUAUUUCAUGCUUUUUACUAUCAGUUUAUGUGUGUGGUUUACGGCCAGUCUGGCCUUCUUCUAUUUCAUAAAAAUUUCCAAUUUUGAGUCAGGAUUUAUUUCCCGGGUGAAAGAGCGUAUUACCUCUGUUAUCCCGUGGAUGUUAUUGGGGGAUUUAUUGGUGUCUCUGGUCAGCAGUCUUCUAAGCAGCUUGUACUUCGUUUUCUCUGGAACACUUUCUGGUAAUACCACCGAGGAUUCUCCAUCUAUGAUCUCUAUAUUUUCGGAAUCAGGCACAAUGUUUAUCAACACUGCAAUCAUGGAUACUAUUCUCCCUUUCUUGCUGCUUCUAACCACGAUGUUGUCCACUGUCGUGACCUUGAUGAAGCACAGAAAUAGAAUGAAGAAUGUUCAAACAUCUGACGGCAAGCAUCUGAGGUCCUACGAGAAAGUUGUGUGCCGGAUGGCGGCGAUCUUGCUUUUCUAUGGAAUAUUUUACGGUGCGAUGACGAUUGUUUAUAUUACGAUCAUCAAACAGAUGGAAUCUGGAUUUUGGUUUUUGCUUCCUGCUCUAAACACCUUCAUCCCAGUGCAGGCCGUCCUCCUCGUUCUCGCUAACCCCAGGCUGAGGGCCGCUUGGAGGGGAAUAUUCUUGUGUGGCCAUCUUCGAGAAAUGUUAACCCCCCGGAAUCAACAAAACUGA